Molecule: messenger RNA, 8109 nt
Organism: Drosophila innubila
Lineage: Eukaryota; Metazoa; Arthropoda; Insecta; Diptera; Drosophilidae
Gene: mura
Exons: 9
Coding region: 1064-4801 (1245 amino acids)
Source: RefSeq, a predicted model, not a curated record
UAUGUAUGUUGCAUGUGUACACACACGUACACAUAUAUGUGAACUUGUGUUGACUUUAAAUGCGCUAUGACCAAAGGGGAGCGGUUUCAAGCCUCUGUGGGGCAGAGAGUUUCGAUUUUUUUUAUCCAUAUCUAUGUAUACUCGCAACGAAUUUACAAUUGAUACGAUUUGGUUCCCCACACAAAGAGAUGGAGAGACAUAGAGAGAGUGAGAGAGUAAGAAGAGAUGUUUGGUGAGAGUUCAAGCAAACGGGGGAGCAACUAAAUGGUCUUGUCUGAGCAUUAUACCACACUACCUCUUUGUCUGUUCAACCGAGCUCUCGUGCUGGUAUUUUUCUCGCUCGCGUUGCUGUGUAAAAUUAUUUAUUUUUCGUCGUUUUAUUUUGCAAUCGUUGGUGCCUGUCAUACAUACAAAUAUUUUAUUGCUGGUUUUGGUGGUAAAUUUGCAUUUGUUAAUGGCCGUGGCCAGACGUGCCCGCUUUUUAACUCAAACAAACAAAUAAACAAACACACGUCUCUCAAUGAAAAUCGAUCAUCAAGAUACAGUGUUUUUCUAUUAACUACUUGUAUAAAUCAAAACAAAAACAACAACAAAAGAAUAAACAAAACAAUGUACUGAAACUAAACCGAAAUGUAUACUAAGUACGAUAACGAUACCACAUAAGAUUGCCAUUGCCGCGCGUGUAUCUUGUAUCUGUAUCUUGUAUCUGUAUCUGUAUCUCACUGACCAACUACUGCAAGCGCAAACUGCACACACCUCAACCUCAGCCUCAACGUCAAGCUCAUGUUAAGAGCACUAUCGCUCGCUCGCUCGCCUCCAUAUGCCAACUUAUAUAUCUAUAGUAUUAUUCCUCGUACCGCCUAUCAACUACUACCAACAACCACAACAACAACAACUACAACAAGAACCAUCAACAUUCUGCAACUUGGCAACAAUCUCGGCUUUAGUUUCUAAAUGAUUAAAACAAAACAGUUUGAAUAACUAAGCCAUAUAAACAGCAAACAGUAAGUUUCAAGUUCGCCAAGUUUCCCUGAGCUCUGAGGGCAACAGCCGCAACCGCAACAUGCUGAACUCCAAUGCCAAUCAUUCUGGCAACAGCCGGCGGCCGUUUUCACGUAAUUCCUCAUCGGUUCGUUCCCAUCGUGGCCGUAUGCUCUACUCCCCGCAUCCUCACGGGCAACAGCAGCAGCAACAACAACAACAGCAGCGGAACAACAACAACAACGGCCUUGUACCGGGUCAUAGUCCCUGGUGCAAUGUCAAUCUCAAUCGCCACAAUAAUGACAACGGCAACAACAACAACAACAAUGCCAAUAAAGAUGCAAUCGAUGGCAGAAAUUUAAAUUGCGAUGUACAAACAAGUAAUUCUAGCGGAACUUGUAUUUAUAAUAACAAUAGCAAAACGCAUCAUCACAACAACAGCCUUAACCUUAAUCACAGUCAAGAAGUCCACAGUCAUCAUUAUCCACAAGUCCAUUCCCAUUCACAGUAUAACAGUAACAUUAACAGUAACAAUAACAGUAACAUUAACACUAACAUUAACAUUAACAUUAACAGUAACAGUAACAAUAGGUAUCAUCAUCAUCCAAUCACAAACAUUGCACACAUCAACAAUUGCAAUGAUAGCAUUAGUAGUAAUUUGAGUAAUAUGCGUACAUCACAACAACAUCACAAUGAAAACCACAAUCCCAAUGCCAAUUCGAAUUCGAGUUCGAAUCACAGUCACAGCUAUCACAGCUAUUAUGAUAUUUGUCACAGUGCGCCAUCUUCGCCAGCUUUUGGUUCCAUGUCCGUGUCCGUUGUCAGAGUGAAUCCAGCACGCUUAUGUUUAACUGUUGCCACCCCCUCCUCGCAGCAGCGCCGAUCCCCCCUCGUAGUGUCCUUUCCUACCAAUCACAACAACAACCAGAACAACCUACAUUAUUACAGCCAAUACCAAAGUUACAAUCAUAAUCAUCAAUAUCACAGCACCCAUCAUAACCAAAACUACCAUCACCAACACCAACAACCACAGCAAUUGCUACAACAACAACAACAACCGACUAAUCGCCAAUCCCUCCCGCUAACACGUACGAAUUCAAAUUCAACAACCGCAACAACUUUAAAUUCAACCAAUACAACAACAAAUAGUAACCCUACUGAUGUUGUGAAUGUAAAUUCUUGUACCGAUAUAAUUCCUCAUGGGUCGACUGUGCCACAACCUCAACACCAACAACUACAACAACAACAACACCAACAACAAAUGUGUUCACAACGACAACAACAACAACAACAACGACGAUCUCAAAAUCAUCAAUUGUCGCCGUCGCUUCUUAUGAUAAACUACAACCAAAUGACUGAUUUUCAUAUUAACAAUGCAUCCAAUGCACCUAUCAAUAGCCAUAACCAGUGCCCCACUGGCCCCCAGCAGGGACCGAGUCACGGACACCACAAUCAGCGUAGCUACAACAACAACAACAACAACAAUCGCGGCAACAACACCAUUAACAGUGCAAAUGGCAACGGAAUUGGAAAUGGUAACCCUAAUGGCAACCCUACGGAUUAUAUGAAUUACCGUCGAGCCUGUCAACACCACAAUAAUAACAACAACAACAAUGGCAACAACAAUAACAGUACAGGCAACGGCCACAACAACAACCGUCGUCACAAUGGCAGCUACGAUAGGAAUUCCAACAAUAAUCAUUUUGGCAACGGCAGCUCGGAACAAGGUCUAGAUCAUAGAUCUGAUGGCGGCUAUAAUUUUACGCGCAAUGGAGGAGGCGGAUAUGGUCGAAAUGGAUCCCAUUAUCAGCACAUGGGCAAUGGCUAUAGCAACAACAAUGGUGCAUCCACAUCCUCUGGUGGCCCGGGCUUAAUGGGUGACAUGCCCUCGGGCUCUGGGUUAUCGGGUUCGACACUCUCGCUAAACAAUGGACCCGGUCCCAACGGUCUCAACUCGGACAGUCCAUCGCGCAAGCGUCGCCGCAUUUCCGGAAGACCCAGCCAAUCACCGCCCGCCAUUUGGGAACCAAGACGCUCACAGCGUGUCAUGAUGCAACAGGGAAGUCCACCGCUGCGUCGACCACGCCUACGUGAUGUGGCCACAUCCACACAGCAGCAGCAUCAGCACCAGCAAUAUGCAGCUCAGCAACACCACUCGCAGCAGCAGCAACAACAACAACAACAACAGCAGCAGCAGCAACAGCCGCCCAGCUAUCAUCAAAUGCAUCACCAUCAGCCACAGCCGCAUUUUGUGUCGCAGCAACAGCAGGGUCCACAUCCCCAUGCCCAUGCCCAUCGAUCGCCCUGGGAUUUGACAGGCAAUGGCUCGGCUGUGGGCAAUGCCGGCGGCAACGGUGGCGGCCCGUCGUCCAGCAGCACAGUUGGUGCCUUGCUGCAGCAGGUGCAGGCGCCGCCACAAGCGCCAACUCAUCAGCAGACCGUGGCUGCAGGACCACCGCCACCUCCACCCACCUCUCUAAUGGUUGAUCUAAAUCUCAACCAGGUGCCAGUUAGUCUGGCUUUGCGUCACGAACCCAUUUGGGCCUCCUUCUGCACGUAUCCAACACACGUAUCUUUGCCAGCUCAGGCGCGUCUGGCACCUUGUCAUCUGCACGGCAUCUACACGCAACCCUUGUCGGCGGCACCCGCCGGCUUGGCGGCCGCACCGCUCCAGGUGGCCCAAGUGCCCACACCAACGCAGGUGGCGGCAGCUGCUGCCGCGGCACAGCACAUGAUACAGCAGGCAACAAUCACAGCACAGCAGCAGCAACGUGACGUGGCCGCAUUUGCGGUAGCCAAUUUAACACUGGAACCGCCGACACAUCACUUGGAUGGCCAUCAGGCAGCCGCUGCAGCAGCGGCGGCAGCAGCAGCAGCUGCAGCUACAGCGCCAGUGGGCGCCCAAGCACCUCAUCCACAUCCUCAUUCACACGCACAUCCGCAUCCACAUCCACAUCCGCAUCAGCUGCCGGCGAGUCAUAUACACAUCGCUUCGAUGAGUGCCGCCGCAGCGGCAGCGACACAGCAUCUACAUUCCACGGCGGCAGCAGCGGCAGCUGCCGCACACGUGACCCAGAUGUCGGCUGCACCACAGCAGAUCAUCAUAUCGUCGGAACGACGCACAUUCCCGCCACAUAGGCGCAUACCGCGCUUCUGGCCGGCAAAUCAUGGACCUCAUCGGCAUGUGCUGCCGCCGCAAUCGCUGGCCGCUCAUCAGGCACCAGUGCAGAUCCAAACCACCGCUGGCAUCAUCAAUCCGGGCUUUUUGCUUAAUUUCCUUGCCAUGUUCCCGCUUUCGCCCUACAAUCAACACGAUCUUAACUCCGCGGACACCAAUGAGACGGAGAACUAUGAGGCGCUUCUCAGCCUGGCUGAGCGUCUGGGCGAGGCCAAACCGCGCGGCCUUACCCGCAAUGAAAUUGAUCAACUACCAAGCUACAAGUACAAUCCGGAAGCGCACAAUGGCGAUCAAUCUUCCUGCGUCGUCUGCAUGUGCGACUUCGAAUUGCGCCAACUCCUGCGCGUUUUGCCCUGCUCCCAUGAAUUCCAUGCCAAAUGUGUGGACAAAUGGCUGCGCUCCAAUCGCACAUGCCCCAUUUGCCGUGGCAAUGCCUCGGAUUACUUUGACAGCGCCGAUCAUCAGCAGGUACAAGCGCAGGCACAGGCGGCUACGCAGACGCAGGGAGUUGCCACCACAGCUGGUACAAGCAGCAGUAUUGUUGGCAAUAGUGCCACUGCCACUGUCAACACUGUCAAUCCGGCGGUGGCAGCCACAGUGCCUGUUACAGGCGCCACUCAGCAGCAGAGUCAGGCAGCUUAAAGUGUUUGGCAACAAGCAAUAUCAACAAUUAUAGCAACAACAAAAACACAAACACUAGCUUUUGCCACAACGUCCAGAAGUACCCAGGAUUGGAGCACCUAUACAUAUAAACACACACACACACACACACACACACACACACACACAUACAGAGUUUGCCUACAUGAAUAAUUGAUAUAACGCGCAACGAAUCCAACUGCCAAAAUAGCUUCCCUUUUAACCAGGCCACUUCAAUAGCUUGUUGUAGAAUUUAAUUAGGCGGUAGUUGUAUGUAAGUAAUGGUAACAGUAACAGUAAAAGUAAUAGUAACGGUAACGGUAACAAACAAUAUCGUAACGAUUAACUUGUAAUCAUAAUCAAAUAUUCAUACCACCAAGAUUUCAUAUAUUAAGUGUGCUAAAAAUGAAUGAGCAAAAAAACGAAACAAAAAAAAAACGUUAAAAUUAUCACUGUUGUUUUUUUAAGCCGUUCUGUGCAAAAGAGUCAUUAAAAUCAAUUGUUGAACACAUUGUGAGCACAACUGCCGCCUGUGCUUCUAGUUUCCUUGCAUUACAUGUAACAACUCCAUAAAGAAACAUAAUGAGUGCAUACUAAGUAUAUAUGUACAAACAUACCUAUACUAAAUGGUGUAUUUUAAAAUGUUGCUGUCCACACACACACAUGCAUACUACAUACAUAUUAUUAACGCUAUAUAUGCAAAUGAAUAGAAAAAACAAAAAAAUGAAAAAGAAAUAUCAAAUAUAUUUGUACUUGUUUAUGCUUUACGUUUUCUUAUAUAUACAUACAUACACACACAUAUAUAUAUAUAUAAUAUUUGCAUUUCAUUUUAAUUUUUAUACUUAACAAAAUGUGUAUAUUAUACGAGCUGAACCCACUGAAGAAGUUUUUCUUCUUUUGCACUAAGCAAACAAAACAAAAACAAACAAGAAAAAAAUGGAAAAUAAUAAUAUGUACUAAAAGUGAAUAUCAAACUCUUUUCUAUUUUGCGUUUCAACUGUUUAAACAUUUUUAAUUACUAUACAUAACUACAUAUAUAAUGAAAGCAACUAACUUUGAAACAUAUAAGCAAUCUUUGAAAUCGACUUAAACCACAAAACAAAUGGGAAUCGUAUAGGAACAACCUACUACACACACACAUACAUACAUCAUGAUAUAAAUUUAGUAUAAUACAUACUACAUAGUACAUAUGUACACACAUAGAUACAUACAAACAUACAUACAUAAUAUGUAUGCUUAUUGGUGGGCUUAUUUAACUGUAUUGUCGUAGAGGUGUGCGUUAUUAUGAAAUUGCUAAAAAAAACUUGUAUGUUUAUCGUACAUAAGUACACAACCAGCAUUAACCAAUAUAGUGUGUCAUAUUCUUAUAUAUUUACCCGGACACAAGAUGCAACUCUUGAUUAAGGGCUGGGUAGCUCCGGUAGCUCCAGUUCCGUAGUUUUAUGCCUUUUCAAUACAGUAUGUAACGUGUUUAUCGUGCUCUACUUAGACACACACACACACACACAUACACACAUCUAAAACCUCCUUGAAUUUGAAUCAAUGUGACUUGUCUAUUAAAAGUAGCACGCUGGCCGAGCAUCAGAUGCAUAUAUAUACAUACAUACAUAUAUACAUACACAUAUAUAUAUAUAUAUAUACAUAUAUCGAUCUAUAUAGAGUUUUCUUCUAUUAUUAUGGUGUAUGCACUUAACUAGCCUAUAAAUCCGUACGUUUUUAACAAUAUACAUUAAAAUUAACAAUAACUAUGAUAAACAAUGACAAGUAACGUGUUAAUAUGUACGAAUAUACUUACAAACUUCAACAAAAACAAGUAAAUUGAAAUGAUUCCUGCCCUCCAUUCGUAUCAAACCAUUAAAACUAACUCAAAAAACAAAAGAAAAGUUUUUUAUAGCAUAUAUAGCAUUGAUUUUUUUGUAAAAUGCAUAUAUAUAUAUAUAUUGAGCAUAAAUGCAUACAAUUAUAAAAUAAACUAAAAUAGAGUAGCAUUUUCAAAAAGUACAUAAUAUCUACUAUCACAUGAGCCUAGAAGAUGAGUUGCUUUUAGUGAGAACUUUUCCUGUAUUGUGAGAUAAAUCUUUUAACUUCUACACAGCUCUACAUUUUCCGGUACCCACCCAAAAAAAAGGUUUGCAUUGCUAUUGGGUCCGCUAAGCGGCUGACUUUAACAAGUAUUCAAAAACAAGAUGAAGAAGAACAACAACGAUGAGCACGUUCUGAUUGCCCAAAUAACUACAAUAAUGUUUUCAAUUCUUAUUAAAUGCUAUGCAUAAAGUGAAGAAAUAUAAAUUCUUGAUACCUAGUAUAUAAUUAUACAUAUAUAUAUAUACAUAUAUGUAUGUAAAAUGUGUGUGUAUUUAUUUUUAAUCUACAUAAAUGUAAAUGGUAUUUCCAAAAGACCAUUAUAAAGGUGUUGUGCUUUUCUAGAAUUUUAUUAGUAGAAGAAAAUGUUUAUUUUUUGUCACAAUAAAUACAAAAACUAAAAUAAUAAAACGUUAUAAUGCAUAAAACAAAAUGGUAAAAGCAAAAAAUAAAUUUAAAAAAUAUAUAUAUAUACAUAUAUACAUGGAUAUGAAUUGAAUACCUUUUAUACGUGCACUGACAUACUUACCUACAAGUAUAUAAAUAUAUACAUAUAUAUAUUUACAAAAAAAAUUCAAUCAACCAACUAAGAAGCAAACAGCUAAUUAAACAGUUUCAAAAUUAUUUCUUUAUAAAAAUAAUUUCAGUUUAUCUUUUCCUCCUCCUUUGGUUUAUUGCCACAUUUUUCUGAACAUCUCAAUAAUAAGGUCAUGAAUAAAUGUGCCUAGUUUUUCUAACUUUUAAUGGUAUAUAAUUUCAAACACUUAAAAAGUCAAAUGCUUAUCAUAAAGUGUAAAAAAAAAAUAAUAAUAUAAAGUUUUGCUGUGAUUCGUGAUGUAGAUGUACGUUAUAUAUAUUUAAUUAUAUAAAAUGCAAUAAAAUUUCAAGCAUAUAAAAGCAUAAUUAUUCCAAAUUAUUACAAAAACAAAAAAAAAAUCAAAACAUUUACGCAUGACAAAUUUUCAAACAAUAUGUACGUCAUACUCUAACAUCAUUAUUGUCUAGAAUUGUGCAAUUUUAAAUGUGACUCUUAUUUUACAUUUUUGUAGACACAAACAGAGACACUCUUCUAGUAAUUGUAAAAUCAGUUAACCAUAGUCUUAAACAAAUCUUUUUCAAUGACAUUAUAAUGGUGAGCGGGCGUUUUUAAUGUUUAUUGCAAUAAUUUCAGUUUUCGUUUUUGUAUUAACUCGCAAAAUUUCAAUAAAAUUUGAUGAACGUAAAAUAUA